GUAAGAAGAAUCCUCAUGGACCCAAUCCUGGUCCUGGUGCUCAGUCUCUCCUGUCUUUUGCUCCUCUCACUCUGGAGACAGAGCUCUGAAAGAGGGAAGCUUCCUCCUGGCCCCACUCCUCUCCCAAUUAUUGGAAACAUCCUUCAGAUAGAUGUGAAGGACAUCUGCCAAUCCUUCACCAAUUUAUCAAAAGUUUAUGGCCCUGUGUAUACUCUAUAUUUGGGCAGGAAGCCCACUGUGGUAUUGCAUGGCUAUGAAGCAGUGAAGGAAGCUCUGGUUGACCAUGGGGANGAGUUUGCUGGAAGAGGAAGGCUCCCAGUUUUUGAUAAAGCUACNAAUGGAAUGGGAAUUGCAUUUAGUAGAGGAAAUGUAUGGAAAGACACGAGGCGUUUCUCACUCAUGACUCUGCGGAAUUUGGGCAUGGGAAAAAGGAGCAUUGAGGACCGUGUUCAAGAGGAAGCACGCUGCCUUGUGGAGGAACUUAGGAAAACCAAUGGCUCACCCUGUGAUCCCACCUUCAUCCUGGGCUGUGCUCCCUGCAAUGUCAUCUGCUCAAUUAUUUUCCAGGAUCGUUNUGAUUAUAAAGAUCGGGAUUUUCUCAACUUGAUGGAAAAACUGAAUGAAUUAACCAAGAUUGUGAACACCCCUUGGUUGCAGGUUUGCAAUACAUUUCCAGCUCUGAUUGAUUAUUGUCCAGGAAGUCAUAACCAAUUUUUUAAAAAUUUUGCUUGUAUUAAAAAUUUCCUUUUGGAGAAAAUAAAAGAACAUGAAGAAUCAUUGGAUGUUACAAUUCCUCGGGACUUUAUUGAUUAUUUCCUAAUUAAUGGAGACAAGGAAGACGGAAAUCAACCAUUGAAAAAUAGGCUUGAACACCUGGCAAUAACAGUGACUGAUCUUUUUUCUGCUGGGACAGAGNCANNAAGNACAACACUGAGAUAUGCUCUCCUACUCCUGUUGAAGUACCCACAUGUCACAGCUAAAGUCCAGGAAGAAAUUGAACGUGUGGUCGGCAAACACCGAAGCCCCUGCAUGCAGGACAGGAGCCACAUGCCCUAUACAGAUGCCAUGAUUCAUGAGGUCCAGAGAUUCAUUGACCUCAUCCCCAACAGCCUGCCCCAUGAAGUGACCUGUGACAUUAAAUUCAGGAACUACUUCAUCCCCAAGGUAAGCUUAUGUUUUUGCAUCUCUAUGCUUUUGAUGCUCCUGGGUUCCCAAUAUGAUUCCAGUCCACAGAGUCAUAUAGUGCUAUCAGUGCCUUAUG
Molecule: messenger RNA, 1261 nt
Organism: Mus pahari (shrew mouse)
Lineage: Eukaryota; Metazoa; Chordata; Mammalia; Rodentia; Muridae
Product: cytochrome P450 2C50-like
Exons: 7
Biological process (GO): xenobiotic metabolic process
Cellular component (GO): intracellular membrane-bounded organelle; cytoplasm
Molecular function (GO): oxidoreductase activity, acting on paired donors, with incorporation or reduction of molecular oxygen, reduced flavin or flavoprotein as one donor, and incorporation of one atom of oxygen; iron ion binding; heme binding
Source: RefSeq, a predicted model, not a curated record